AUGUAUCCAUGGUUUAUGGAAUCAGUUUGGUCUAUUUUCAAACAAUUAUAUGAAAAAGGUUUUGUUUAUCGUGGUUUUAAAGUAAUGCCUUAUUCAAUGGGUUGUUGUACUCCAUUAUCAAAUUUUGAAGCUGGUCAAAACUAUAAAGAUGUUACUGAUCCAGCUGUUUGGGGAUCAUUUCCACUUCUUGAUGAUUCGACAGUUAAACUUAUUGCUUGGACAACAACACCAUGGACAUUACCAUUCAAUCUUGCACUUUGUCUUAAUCCAAAUUCAGUUUAUGUCAAAAUUCUUGAUAAAAUGAAAAAUGAAAUUUUUAUUGUAAUGGAAAAAUGCUUAUCUGAACUUUAUAAUAAACCUGACGGUUAUCAAAUACUAGAAAGUUUUAAAGGAUCUCAUUUGAAAGAAAUGCAUUAUGUACCAUUAUUCCCUUAUUUUACUAAUGUAAAAACAGCAUUUCGUGUAUUAUGUGAUGAUUAUGUAACAGAAAAUAAUGGUACAGGUGUUGUUCAUCAAGCUCCAUUUUUUGGAGAAGAUGAUUAUCGUGUUUGUGUUGCAAAUGGUGUUAUUAGUAAAGAUACAGGACCUGUAAUUUGUCCAAUUGAUGCUCAAUGUCGAUUUACUGAUGAAGUAAAAGAUUUUCAAGGACAAAAUGUUAAAGAUGCUGAAAAACUUAUUAUAAAGUAUUUAAAAGAAGCUAAAAGACUUGUUCAUCAAUCAGUAGUCAGGCAUUCAUAUCCAUUUUGUUCGAGAAGUGAUACACCAUUAAUUUAUCGUGCUGUUUCAUCUUGGUUUAUUCGUGUUGAAGAUAUGGUUGAUCGAUUAUUAGCUAAUAAUAGUAAAACAUAUUGGGUACCUAAUUCCAUUAAAGAAAAACGUUUUGCUAAUUGGCUUCGUGACACACAUGAUUGUGCUAUUUCACGAUAUCGUUAUUGGGGAAAUCCAAUUCCAUUAUGGAUUAGUGAUGAUGGACAUGAAAUUGUUUGUGUUGGUUCAAUGGAAGAAUUAAAACAAUUAUCUGGAGUUUCUGUUGAUGAUAUUCAUCGUGAAAUUGUUGAUGAAAUAACAAUUCCAUCACGAUUAGGUAAAGGUUUACUACGUCGAGUACCUGACGUAUUUUUGAUUGUUGUUAUUUCAACAGCAUUAUUUGAUCAACCACCAUUUAAAAAUUUAAUUGUUAAUGGAAUUGUUUCAGGAACUGAUGGAAAAAAAUUGGCAAAAAAAGAGAAAAAUUAUAUUGAUCCAACAAUAAUUUGUGAUAAAUAUGGUACUGAUGCGCUUCGACUUUUUUUAAUCACUUCACCUGUUGUACAUGGUGAAUCGCUUAAAUUUGAUGAAAAAGGUGUUCAAAAUAUUCUUAAAGAUGUAUUUUUACCUUGGUAUAAUGCAUUAUGCCUUCUUAUUCAAUCAUGUGAUCAAUUAAAAAUUGAUAAAAAAAUUAAUUUUAUUUAUGAUGAAAAAGGUUUAUAUUCAUCAAUGUCAUUAAAUAUUAAUGUUAUGGAUACAUGGAUUGUAUCUUAUACUCAAACAUUAAUUGAUUUUGUUAAACAAGAAAUGGAUGCUUAUCGUUUGUACACAGUAGUGCCUCGUCUUAUUAAAUAUAUUGAUGUCUUAACCAAUUGGGUGAAAACAAUAUUAGAAGAUUGUAUUUUUUCAUUAAAUGUUCUUUUUUAUAUUCUUUUAACAAUGGCUAAAUUAAUGGCACCAUUUACACCAUUUCUUGCUGAAUACAUGUAUCAAAUCUUAAGAAAAUUGACGUCACAAUCAACAUCAUCAUCUUCUGAACAAGAAUUAAGUGUUCAUUUUCAAAUGAUUCCAAAAUCAGAUCACUCAUUGGUAAAUAAAAAUAUUGAGCGUGCUAUAGUUGCUGUACAAACAGUUAUUGGAUUAGGUCGAGCUGUACGAGAACGAAAAAUAGUUCCUAUGAAAUAUUCAUUACCAGAAUUUGUUGUUAUUCAUAAAGAUCUGUCCGUAUUAAAAGAUAUUGAAUCAUUAGAACAUUUUAUUCGAGAAGGUUUAAAUGUACGUAAAGUAACAUUAUCGCAAGAUCGUGAACUUUAUGGUGUUGAAAUGCGUGCUGAAUCAAAUUAUUCAACAUUAGGCAAAAAAGCUGGUGUUAAAAUUGAAUCAAUAACUCAACAAAUUCGUGAAAUGUCUAAUUCAGAUAUUAAAAAAUUGUUAUCAAAUGGUCAAGAUGAAAGUCCAUUGACAAUAAUUGAUGAAGUACCAAUUGAAUCAGAAGAUGUUCAUAUUGUUUAUUAUAUAGCAAAACAAACACGAUUUGAAGCUACUGCUGAACAAGAAUUUGUUGUUUUACUUGAUUAUACAGCUGAUGGAUCAUUGAACAAUGAAGGUCUUAUUCAUGAAAUUACAAGUCGAGCUAAAUUAAAUCCAACUGAUGAUAUAACAAUUUAUUAUUCAGUAGAACCACAAACUAGUGAAAUAGCUCGUAUUGCAUCUGAACAACAAGAUGAAAUUGAAGCUAUUCUUAGAAAACCAUUUGUUUCAUUGAGCAAUUUAAUGAAUAGAGAUGAUAAUAAUGUAGUUAUAAGUGAAAGAUGCUGA
Rotaria sp. Silwood1 is the source of this 2565-nucleotide messenger RNA. NCBI's taxonomy places the organism in Eukaryota, Metazoa, Rotifera, Eurotatoria, Philodinida, Philodinidae. The record is from the annotation of a GenBank genome assembly.